Molecule: messenger RNA, 2165 nt
Organism: Neurospora crassa OR74A
Lineage: Eukaryota; Fungi; Ascomycota; Sordariomycetes; Sordariales; Sordariaceae
Exons: 2
Coding region: 210-1826 (538 amino acids)
Cellular component (GO): nucleus
Source: RefSeq, a predicted model, not a curated record
CAUCUGUUCGCGUCUGUUCGAUCGCAGACACGUUCACCAGGACGCGAUUACCAACGUCAUUCAUCGCAUUCUACCUGUCAAACUACUGAAGAGCUUUCCGAAUCUCUGUAUUCCGUCUUAAAGUAUCCUCAACACCGAAAUCCGAAAUUCAUUCUGAUUGCGGCACCGAAAAUACAACCUGAACUUGACCUGCAUCUUGUCACAUCACCAUGCCUCCCCGCAAAAUGGUCGCCGAUGCGACAAUCAAGACCGAGAUCGCAGAUGCCGUGCGCCGCAUCUACCACGGUCCGCAAGAGCUAACCGUCAACGCUGUGCGCGAAGCUGUCGAAAAGAAGCUCAAACUUGGCGAAGGGUUUCUCAAAGAUGGCGACUGGAAAGCAAAGAGCAAGCAGCUUGUCAUGGACACUCUCGCCAAGAUAGAAUCCAACGGGGCAGAACCAGACCAGGCUGCUCCAGCGAAACCAAACGCCAAGAAGCCGAAAAACAACGCCAAAGCCAAGGCACCUGCGAAGAAGCGCGCAAAGAAGGAGGCGACACCUUCCGAAGAGUCCGAGUCCGAGUUGAGCGAUCCCGAGGAUAGCGAAGAGGAGGAAUUUGACGACGACGACGAAUCCGAAGGGGAGCCGGCCAAGAAGCGCAAAGCCACAAAGGCAACGGGCAAGAAGAGGAAGGGGUCAUCAGAUGACAAUGAUGACGAAGAGGAAGCCGAGGAGAGCGAGUCCGAAAGACCUAAGAAGAGAGCGAAACCCGCCGCCAAGGCUACCAAGGACAAACCAACCAAGAAGACUGCCGCUGCGAAGAACAAGGUCGAAGCAUCCGACGCAGAGUCCCUGCUUAGCGAAAUCGACGAGGCUGGACUGGAGGAUAAGGACGAGUCAAGUGAGCUAUCGGAUGCCAUGGAUGUCGAAACCCCCAAGGAGAAGGACACAAAAGACGAGGUGACAAAGGCAGAGAAGGAGACGAAACCGGCCUCAGACGACGAGAGCGAGCUUUCUGAAGUCAUCGACGAACCUCCCAAACGGAAAGCUAAACCCAAAAAGGGCGCCGCUAAAGACUCUUCCGAAACCAAGCCCACCAACGCCCCGCCCGCGGACAAGGACGAUGGCGAAAGUUCCAUGUCUGAAGUCUUUGACGAGCCCCCGAAGCGUGGCGGCAAGGGGCGCGGAAAAUCCAAGGAGGCCGCCAGCAGCAGCACCAGCAAAGGCCGCAAAGCCAAGUCCGUAUCCGCCGACCUCUCUCCUGACGAAGCCCUGAUCAAGCAGCUCCAGAGCCAAUUACUCAAGUGCGGCAUUCGCAAGAUCUGGCCAAUCGAGCUCAAGAAGUACGGUGAUGACACCAAGGCGAAGAUCAGGCAUCUCAAGAACAUGCUCACCGACAUAGGCAUGACCGGGCGGUUCUCCGAGUCCAAGGCCAAGGAAAUCAAGAUGCGCAGGGAACUGGAGGCGGAGCUAGAUGCCGUGAAGGACGGAGAGAAGAGCUGGGGACUGGGUGAUGGCGGGAGGCCCAGGAGGAGGGCGGCGGCUAAGGUGAAGAGUCUGAAGCUUGAAAGUGACUCUGAAGAUCAAGAGGAAGAGGACGAAAGUGGGGAUGGAGCGGACAAGAAGGAAAAGAAGGAAAAGAAGAAGAAGAAGAAGAAGGCCGAAAAGGAGGGUAGCGGUGAUGAAGAUGGAGACGAUGAUGAUGAUGAAGUUGAAGAGGACGACGAAGAUGACGAUGACGAGGACGAGGACGACUCAGAAGAUGCGGAGCCAAAGGCAAGGGUGAGAGGCCCAGCCAAGCACAGGGCGGAUUUCGCUUUCUUGGGCUCUGAGAGCGAGUCUGAUUAAGUCACGGUGAUUGAUAUGGAGCAAGCAAGACCCAGUGUCUUGGAUCACCACUACUUCUUCAUGGUUAUGUUAUGGGCGUGUACGAUUCAACGAGAUGUUUUAUACCCUUUUGGUUUUGUAUGACUAUUUAUCAAGGUACGCAAUGGGCGGAGAAUAUGGCACAUUGGAGGCAGGUUCUCAGUUUCGGAAUUACUUUGUGGCGUUCAUUCUUUGAGCUAUCAAGCUGAAGACUGCGACGGAGCUUAGGAACAGGACGGCGUUGUAGAACUAGUAGUAUCAUGUUAGGUGGUCUUGGGGUUAAACAGCAGCACCGGAAUAUGACGUACUGCUUUUCUGGAC